This is a messenger RNA of Brenthis ino (lesser marbled fritillary), 777 nucleotides long. NCBI's taxonomy places the organism in Eukaryota, Metazoa, Arthropoda, Insecta, Lepidoptera, Nymphalidae. The record is from the annotation of a GenBank genome assembly.
AUGCUGAUUAUAAAGUUCUUAUUAGCAGCGACUUUAGUAAAAUUAGUUAAAUCGAAAUAUCCUAUGGAAGCUAAAAUUGUUAAUGGAAUAAAAGUACCCAUAAUGAAAUUUGCUCACUCAGCUUUUAUGGUGGUAUAUUUACCGACAGAAAGUUAUUUAUGUGGGGCGUCAAUUGUCACUCAGAACAUACUUUUGACUGCGGCCCAUUGCAUAGAAUCAUGUGGAAUGAAAUGCGCCCGCGCAGAUGUAUUUGUAGGAAAUGCAGACAAGCGAUUUGGUUAUAAAUUUCCUAUAUUACAUACGAUUAGACAUGAAAAAUACAGUCCUGAUGAAGUAAGAAACGAUAUUGGGCUUAUUUUAUUAAAAAAUGAGCUUCCACUGAGCAAAUAUAUUAUGAGGGUUGCAUUAAUGAGAGAGCCUCCAAUUGAACAGACAGCUUUUCUUGCUGGUUGGGGCUUAAUUGAUGAAAUCCAACAUAUUUCUACAAACUAUUUACACUUUACCAAGCAAAAAAUAUGGUCAUACAAAAAAUGUCGUAGGAAGAUAUUAAGUUUGCCGAAAGGUACUUUGUGUGGUGGAGACAUUCGUGGCAAGAAUUAUGGCGCUGAGGGUGAUUCUGGUAGUGCCUUAGUUAUUAAAGAUUACAUUCAAAUAGGCAUAGUUUCCUACAAAAGACCAGAUGUAUCAAAUUCUUUACUUGUCUACACGAACGUAGCAUAUUUCUAUGAUUGGAUCGAAAAUAAUUCCAGGAAAAUAUUUUGUGGUUCACUAUUAAAU